This is a messenger RNA of Lathyrus oleraceus (garden pea), 528 nucleotides long. Its product is annotated as LOB domain-containing protein 23-like. The coding region runs from base 1 to 528 and encodes 175 amino acids. The transcript has a single exon. The record is from RefSeq and is a predicted model, not a curated record. Lineage: Eukaryota; Viridiplantae; Streptophyta; Magnoliopsida; Fabales; Fabaceae.
AUGAAUAACAUCAUGUCAAAGAAGGCUUGUGCAGCAUGCAAUUUUCAAAGAAGAAAGUGCUCACAAGAUUGUCUCUUAUCAUCUUAUUUUCCGGCCAAUAAUCCAGAAAUGUUCAAUAAUGCUCAUCGUCUAUAUGGUGUUUCGAACAUGGUGAAGAUACUAAACCGAAUCCCAAAAGAAAAGAGAGAUUUAGCAAUGAGAACAAUCAUUUAUGAGUCAUAUGUUCGUGUCUUAUUUCCAGUUCAUGGAUGCUUUGCUCUUUUUAUGAAAUAUCGUAAUAUGAUAAAGGAGUGCAUGGAAGAGUUAGACCAAGUAAAAAUGUUACUAAAUAAUUGUAAGUCACAUCAUUUACAACAACAAAAUCCUUCUUCUUUGAUAGUUAGCAAUAAUGGCAGUGUUGGUCAACAAAAUAGUGCAAGAGAUGAUUUGAAGGAAGCUAUGAGAUAUUCAAAUAAUGAUGAAUUAGACGUUUCAGAUUAUGGUGUUGAUCGGUUUCUUUACAUCGAUGGAAAAUCAUAUAUUUAUUGA